Messenger RNA from Haliotis rubra (blacklip abalone), 2398 nucleotides. Its product is annotated as cartilage matrix protein-like. The transcript is spliced from 10 exons. The coding region runs from base 197 to 2059 and encodes 620 amino acids. NCBI's taxonomy places the organism in Eukaryota, Metazoa, Mollusca, Gastropoda, Lepetellida, Haliotidae. The record is from RefSeq and is a predicted model, not a curated record.
GGCGUACAGCCAACGGGAGUCGGUUUGCGUCACGGUUGAGACUGUCUUACUCAUUGUGGCGGGAGCCGAGCAGCUAUAAGCGGAAACUGGGAUGAGAAAACCCUACUUUUAAACACAGGUGUGGGUAGCCCCUCUCCAGUCGGACUCGACACUCUGUCAGGGACACACUUACGUUACCAAACAGUGUAAACUUAUCAUGUGGUCUCAGCUACGGUUCCUCGCCUUUGCCUUAACUCUCAAGGUCGGUGCUCAUGCUGAGAAGACAACAGAUUCCUUGGAAUGCCACGUGAAGGUAGCUGAUGUCGUCUUUGUCCUCGACUCCUCAGUCAGCCUGAGGGAGACAGACUACGACGCCCAACUCGACUUCGUGCAGAAGCUAGUUGUCACCUUUGCCGUUGGUCCCCAAAACAUCCGAGUAGGUAUGAUGACAUUUGGGACAGACAUGAGACUGGACUUCAACCUGAAGGAACACCAGACCAAGGAAGGGUUGAAGGCCGCCAUCAGUAGAGUUUCCUACCUCGGCGAACGACAAGGAACAAACACGGGGGAAGCACUUCAGUACGCACGUUCCAAGAUGUUCGAGAAGGAGAAUGGUGGACGUGACAAUGCAGCCAAGGUCAUCAUACUGAUCACUGAUGGCUAUUCCCACAACCUCGACAAGACUCUAUGGGAGGCAUCCAUGGCCCACAGCGAUGGUAUCGAGGUGUUCGCCAUUGGGGUGGGUGGCAUGGACGACAGGGAGCUCCGGGGGGUCGGAUCCGAACCCAAAGACAAGCAUGUGUUCCGGGUGGACAACUUUAAUGCCCUCCCCCAUAUACAGAAAGCCCUGGAACACGGGACCUGUGAACUUCCCCAUAACGACCAGAGCAAGCCCGAACCUUCUGUAAAGCCAGAAACAGGGUGUGGCGGGAAGCCGGCAGACGUAUACUUCAUCGUCGACAGCUCCUCCAGCAUCUGGAAGCCUGAUUUCCACAAGCAGCUGGACUUCAUCAAGGAGGUCAUCGGUCAGUUCGACCUCGGCCAGGACAGCACCAGAGUCGGCGUCAUCACAUUCAGCGACGGCAUUCAUCCUAUCAUCCCUCUCUCCGGUAGUCAGAACCGCCAGUAUUUGGAAGAGCAGAUCGACAAGAUUCCGUACACUGGUGGUGGAACAAACACAGGUGGAGCUAUCAGGUAUCUCACCGACCACGGAUUUAGUGCUGAUAUUGCCAGGCCGGAAGUUGCUCAUGUAGCGAUUCUGAUGACAGACGGCCAGUCAAAGAACCUGACGAACACAUCCCUUCAGUCCCGGCGUGCCCACAAAGCCGGUAUCUAUCUCUUUGCUAUCGGCAUUGGUCAGUUUGUUGACACACUUGAGCUGAACGACAUCGCAUGCAACCCUGACAAAGACUUUGUAUUCCAAGUGGACGACUACACGGCUCUGACAAGCAUCAAGGAACUACUCGCGAUUAAGGCCUGUCAAGUGCCCCAGAACUUCGUGAAGGAUCAGCCAAGUUCGUGCAGCUUUGACACAGCGACUGACGUCAUGUUUGUGUUAGACUCCGGGGCUAUUGGUCGACGUCACAGUCUCAUGAUCGAACACCUCAUCACUGACGUAGUCCGCGAGAUGGAACUGAAACACCACGUGACUCGUGCCGGAAUCAUCCGAGAGUCCUGUUCUCAAACCCCCGACAUAGGCUUGUCGCAAUACGAUAAUGCCCAUGCAUUCAAACGUCAUUUGAAGAAUGUCGAGCAUAAAGGACUUCAACCACUUAUUCAAAAGUUAAGGAGGUACAGCUUCAAGUCGCGUUAUGGCGGACGGAAGUCAUCUCAGAAAAUUGCAGUCAUAUUUGUUGACGAUAUACUUGACAAUCCAGGGCCUACGAUUCUUGAGGCAAGGAGAGCGAAAUUCACCAACAUCCGGUUCAUUGUGGUCGCUACAGGCAACCAUUAUGAUGAGAAGCAGCUUGAGCAGUUAGUCACGUCUCCAGCCUCAAGAAACGUGGUGCACGUCGACCACUACAAAAACAUUGCCGAGGCCAAAGGGAGGUUACUCUAUUCAAUGUGUGCAGGACGAUGACGACCUCAACAGACCACUGGCUUCUGACGUCGCCAACAACGAUGUAAACUUGGAUGAAGAAACAGGGUGCUCGCUCCUAGCAUCUGCUACCCUGGUCGCCUGUCAGGGGACGCAGCUCGCGAUGUUGUUCAUACUGAGGGCAACACGUCGCUGUGAUUUAACUAUAUAUGUAUAACCUAUUUAUCACUGCGUCGGAUCCACGUAUAGAUAAAAUCAACACUUCAUGUUAUUAUGGGACCAAGACUUUUCAGAAGUACUGUUUGAGAAUUUAUGUCAACAAUUUGGUCAGUUGCAAUCAAAACAACAUUUACCAAAUACGCUCAAACAUUUUUGAUUCCA